Molecule: messenger RNA, 684 nt
Organism: Fusarium venenatum
Lineage: Eukaryota; Fungi; Ascomycota; Sordariomycetes; Hypocreales; Nectriaceae
Product: Isochorismatase-like protein
Source: RefSeq, a predicted model, not a curated record
AUGGCGAGCGAAAACCCCUUCAAAGCCGCUCUCAUUAUCGUCGACUUCCAAGAAGACUUUUGUCCACCUAACGGCUCCCUCGCCGUCCCAGAAGGCCGCACCAUCGCUCCCACAAUCAACACCCUAACAGCCCUGCCCUUCCAUCUCAUCCUCGCAACUAAAGACUUUCACCCACCCAGUCACAUCUCCUUCGCCAGCAAUCACCCAUCAUCAGAACCAUACACAUCCACCACGACAAUCACACACCCGCGCGACUCCUCCCGCAGCUACACCACCACCCUAUGGCCCAUCCACUGCGUCCAAGGGACCCCCGGCGCGGACUUGGUCCCUGAGCUAGACGUCUCUCGUCUACACGCGGUUAUUGAAAAGGGUCAAGAUGAGAGGGUUGAGAUGUACAGUGCCUUCUACGAUCCUUUCAAAGUGAGCGAUAGUGGUCUUGCUGCUAUGCUGGGUGAGCAGCAGGUUACCGAUGUCUUUGUCGUUGGAUUGGCUGCCGACUUUUGUGUCAAGGCUACAGCUGAGGAUGCAGUCAAAGAGGGCUAUUCGACAUGGGUAGUGAAUGAGGGAACAAAGCCUGUCAUGCUCGACAAGUGGGAAGAUUGUAGAAAGGGUAUGGAGGAGAAGGGUAUUAAGUUUAUAUUAGUCACUGACGCCGUGGACAAAUUCAGUAGUCCUAAGUCUUAG